Mugil cephalus (flathead mullet) is the source of this 2417-nucleotide messenger RNA. It is a transcript of the gene cdc73, whose product is annotated as cell division cycle 73, Paf1/RNA polymerase II complex component, homolog (S. cerevisiae). The record is from RefSeq and is a predicted model, not a curated record. Gene Ontology annotation, molecular function: RNA polymerase II complex binding. Bases 51 to 1643 code for a protein of 530 amino acids. NCBI's taxonomy places the organism in Eukaryota, Metazoa, Chordata, Actinopteri, Mugiliformes, Mugilidae. Gene Ontology annotation, cellular component: Cdc73/Paf1 complex. The transcript has 17 exons. Gene Ontology annotation, biological process: transcription elongation by RNA polymerase II; positive regulation of transcription elongation by RNA polymerase II.
AUGUUGAUAACUGGGGGCCUUGCAAACACACUACAUCAAGACAAGUGAAGAUGGCGGAUGUGUUGAGUGUUCUUCGUCAGUAUAAUAUCCAGAAAAAGGAAAUCGUCGCUAAAGGGGAUGAAGUCAUAUUUGGGGAGUUCUCCUGGCCGAAAAAUGUCAAGACCAACUACAUAAUCUGGGGUACUGGUAAAGAGGGCCAGCCCAAAGAGUACUAUACUUUGGACUCGAUCUUGUUUUUGCUAAACAAUGUACACUUGCCGCAUCCAUCCUAUGUGCGAAGAGCUGCAACAGAGAACAUCCCUGUUGUCAGGCGACCUGAUCGAAAGGGCUUACUGUCAUAUCUCAAUGGCGAGAGUUCUACAUCGACGAGCAUCGACAGAAGUGCGCCUAUAGAAAUAGGUUUGCAAAGGCCAACGCAAGUCAAAAGAGCAGCUGAUGAGGUAUCUUCUGAAGCCAAAAAACCACGGAUUGAGGAUGAGGAACGAGUGCGCCUGGACAAAGAGCGUCUGGCUGCCCGUCUGGAGGGCCACAAAGAGGGCAUCGUGCAGACUGAUCAGAUCAGAUCUCUGUCUGAGGCCAUGUCGGUGGAGAAAAUCGCAGCCAUCAAAGCCAAAAUUAUGGCAAAGAAACGUUCAACCAUUAAAACAGAUCUGGAUGAUGACAUAACCCUGAAACAGAGAAGCUUUGUGGAUGCAGAAGUUGAUGUCACCAGGGACAUUGUCAGCAGGGAGCGGGUCUGGAGGACGAGGACAACUAUUCUCCAGAGUACUGGAAAGAACUUCUCGAAGAACAUCUUUGCAAUCCUUCAGUCAGUGAAAGCCAGAGAAGAGGGUCGAGCACCAGAGCAGAGGCCAGCACAGAACACUACUCAAGUGGACCCGUCCCUGAGGACCAAGCAGCCCGUCCCAGCUGCCUAUAACAGAUACGAUCAGGAGCGAUUCAAAGGAAAAGAGGAAACUGAGGGUUUCAAGAUUGAUACCAUGGGUACCUACCACGGCAUGACCCUGAAGUCGGUGACGGAAGGAGCAUCUGCUCGGAAGGCCCAGGCCCCAGCUCUGCAACCCGUGCCUCGUCCAGUUUCACAAGCCAGACCUCCACCAAAUCAGAAGAAAGGGUCGCGGACACCCAUCGUCAUCAUUCCUGCUGCCACCACCUCCCUCAUCACGAUGCUCAAUGCCAAGGAUCUUCUGCAGGAUCUCAAGUUUGUCACAUCAGAAGACAAGAAGAAGCAGGGCAUACAGCGCGACAAUGAGGUCCUGCUUCAGAGGCGCAAAGACCAGAUCCAGCCUGGUGGCACGACGCUAAGUGUCACUGUUCCGUACCGUAUCAUUGAUCAGCCACUAAAACUGGCUCCACAGGACUGGGAUCGAGUGGUGGCCGUGUUCGUGCAGGGUCCUGCCUGGCAGUUCAAAGGAUGGCCGUGGCUGCUGCCUGACGGAUCCCCUGUUGACAUUUUUGCCAAGAUCCGAGCCUUUCAUUUGAAGUACGAUGAGGCAAAGACAGACCCCAAUGUGCAGAAGUGGGAUGUGACCGUCCUGGAGCUGAGCCGCCACAGACGCCAUCUGGACCGGCCCGUCUUCUUGCGCUUUUGGGAAACCCUUGACAGAUACAUGGUGAAACACAAAUCUCACCUCAGGUUCUGAUCACACGUCACUGCAUCCAUCUCCAAAAAUCCCGCAAAUUCUUCUUCCACCUCUGCUCGGCCCACCUCUUUCACCCAAGCUGCCAGCCCAUCUACCCCCUUGAUCCCCAUUUCAUCAGGAGAAGGAAGAGGACACCUCAUCCAGUGGACUUCCUCCAGCUCUUCCUCAAGGACUCCUAAUGCAAUGUGCUGGAUUUGUUCCUCCGGACGUCAGAGAGGAGAUUUUUGUGUUUUUGUUGUAAUUGUUUUCUAAUGUCCUCAUGUAGUUAAACAGAAAUACCAAAAUAUGUUUUAUAUAAAAAGACAACAUACUGUGGAGACAAUUUAAAUAUAUUAAAACAGCAUAAUGAGGAUGGAGGGAGAGGAGGUUUACUUUUUUUUGGCAGUGGUAAUGGGGGAAGAAACUCAAAACAAAAGCAGCCACUGAAAGACGCUUCCUUUACUUACUUUCUUUUUUUCAUUUUGGGUGUUUGUGGUCUGAAUGUAUAUAUGUGAUCAAAUCUGUGAGAGCCAAAGCUCUUUGAGCAGAGAGCAAGAAGCAGGUUAGCAAUUUGUUAAUACAUUAGAAAACUACUGUGCUCUGCCUCAGUAAAAUGAUCUCAGCCAAGCAGUCGAUGCCCGGAUCGGUUUUUGACAGAUCAAGCGUCUCUUGGUCAUUCAGUGACCUUGUUAACGUUUUCUUUUUCUUCUUGGUGUCGUGCUAGAUGAGAGAAAUGGUGAAAAGUUUUGCUUUAAGUCAUCACAUGAAAAUAGACAAUAAAGCCUCUGAAAAACA